This is a messenger RNA of Cucumis melo (muskmelon), 1308 nucleotides long. RefSeq lists its product as uncharacterized. NCBI's taxonomy places the organism in Eukaryota, Viridiplantae, Streptophyta, Magnoliopsida, Cucurbitales, Cucurbitaceae. The coding region runs from base 148 to 939 and encodes 263 amino acids. Gene Ontology annotation, molecular function: protein binding. The record is from RefSeq and is a predicted model, not a curated record. The transcript is spliced from 5 exons.
CUUCUGGAAGCAAAAUGUCCGUUCUUCACCUUCUUACAAAUUCUAUAUACUAACAUAAAACUUUCUUCUUCUUUCCCUAAAACCCAAAUCCUCAGAACCAAAUCAUUUCUAAAUCUCUUCACAAAUUCCGUUGAUCCCUGUAGAAAAAUGGUCCGCAUAGAAAUGGAGGAACACCAGGACGAAGUUCCCAAUCCUCCCAACCCCUCUGCAUCGGCCAAAACGACGACGGAUUCAAGCAGCGGUCCGUCAACAUCCAAUGCGAGCAAAAACCCUUCCGAUGGUUACGAGACUGCCAGCGAUGGGGAGCUUGGUGAUAGUGCCGAUGAGUGUCAAGAGAAUCCUGAUCAACAUUCAGAACAGGGGGAACGAAUUGCCACGAUCAGUGAAGAUGAGAUUAAAGAGAAAGCCUUGGCUGAAGCAAAUAAUGCAAAGUUGGCGGGAAACAAACUGUUUGGAGAAGGAAAAUAUGAGGAGGCAAUAUCUGAGUAUGAUCGUGCUUUAAACAUUGCUCCGGACGUGCCCGUUGCGGUGGAGUUACGGUCCAUAUGCAAUGCAAAUCGUGGCGCUUGUUUCCUAAAACUAGAAAAAUAUGAUGACACUAUCAAAGCAUGCUCCAAGGCAAUUGAGCUGAAUCCUGCAUAUGUCAAAGCUUUGUCUAGAAGAGGAGAGGCUCAUGAGAAGCUUGAACACUUUGAGGAGGCCAUUAAUGAUAUGAAAAAGAUAUUGGAAUUGGAUUCAUCAAAUGACCAAGCUAAGAAGACUAUCCGUCGCCUUGAACCACUAGCCGAACAAAAACGAGAAAAGAUGAAAGAAGAGAUGAUCGGAAAGUUGAAAGACAUGGGCAAUUCUUUGUUGGGUCGUUUUGGUAUGAGCGUGGACAACUUCAAGGCUGUCAAAGACCCAAAUACCGGUUCCUAUUCAAUUUCAUUCCAACGAUAGUUUGGCCUUACCCGAUUUGUAUUUACGGCGACGGUAAGAGAAAAAGUAUACAAAAAAAGAAAAAAAAAAAACAAUUCCUGUAUGUAUUGACCAUUGUUUAUUCCUGGAUUUAGUGAUUAUUAACUGAUGGUAAUGUUUAAAUUUUAGGCUAUGGUUGGUUUUUUCCCAUGAAUGGUUCAUUGUUUAUUGUUGUUACUUGUUACCUUGUGAGGUUUUCUGUUCUACUUUGAAAGCAAAACUUGGGAUUUUCGAUCCCAGUUCAGGAUCAUGAGAUCCUUUUCUAUUAGAUAGGAAGGGUUGCUCAAAAUGUACUAAGUCAUUGCUCCAUAAAUCCUACAUAUAUCUAUAUGAAGAAGAAAUCAUUUAUAA